This is a messenger RNA of Bactrocera dorsalis (oriental fruit fly), 3918 nucleotides long. RefSeq names its product calcium-binding mitochondrial carrier protein Aralar1 (gene aralar1). Gene Ontology annotation, molecular function: L-aspartate transmembrane transporter activity; calcium ion binding; L-glutamate transmembrane transporter activity. The record is from RefSeq and is a predicted model, not a curated record. Lineage: Eukaryota; Metazoa; Arthropoda; Insecta; Diptera; Tephritidae. The transcript is spliced from 13 exons. The coding region runs from base 1096 to 3186 and encodes 696 amino acids. Gene Ontology annotation, biological process: malate-aspartate shuttle; L-glutamate transmembrane transport; aspartate transmembrane transport.
GUUGGUCAAAUGUGAAAGAGCGCAACUGGAGUUCGAUAAAAAUAGCAAACGUAGCCAAUAAAAAAAAUAAAAAUAAAAAAAAUCUGUUAAAGAAAAAGUUUAUAUUUACAUUAAAAUGCAAUAAAACAGUGAAAGUGAUUGUUAAUUAUAAUUUUAUGAAAAAUCGAUCUUCUACACAGCGCCUAGUAGCUUUUGCAUCGACUUGCCCGCACACAUACGUACAUACCAAUUUGAAUUUCCGUAUACAAAUCGCAAAGGUCAAACACGUGAAAAAGCAGCGAGCAGAGCAAAGCAGGAGGCGCUGAGGACUAGAGCAGCUAAGUGAAACGGUUAAGUUUAGUGCGGUGUGUGACGGUUUGACGUCGUUGAGUGCUACGGUGAGGUGCGGAGGCGAGAAGUGUUGCGCUGCUGCCCUCCCAUUCUGCCGCGUGUACUUGGAAAUUGAUUUGUUCCUUUUCCUUCAGGCGCCCGUUUAUUGCAGCGCCAACUUAAAAUCUCUUCCUGAUCUCCCUACUGUUAUUGCUAUUUUUAUUUUCACUUACUGCUGGUGGUAAUCAUCCGGAUAGUGUUGCUAAGUGGACAAUAAUUUGCAAUCUUUACACUUCUUGUUGUUGUUGUUGGCUUUCUUGUUAUCUAUCGUUAACAUACAUGCACACGCACAGAGAUAUAUAUUUGUAUUUGUUGGAAAGCUUGUGUGAAAUUUGCUGGAUAUAAGUGCUACUAAUUAAAGUGUUUGCCAAUAUCGGGAAUUAUCCUACGUGUCAGUCGAGUUAAGAGAGGGUUAAUAGAGCUGCUGCUGCUAUUGCUGCGAAACCAAAACAGUUACAAGUGUUGCCUUUCAAUAACAUACAGAGAGGUGUAUGUGAGGGACGAGUGCAAAGCGAGAGUUCCUGCGAGAGUGAGCGGCGAAAGAGCAUAAAAGCGGAUUCGUGCGAAAGUGUUAUUGGUGGUGAAGUGGCGGGCUCCUAGUGACCGAGUUGCUGGAGGUGAAGAGUGCAAAAUCUAACUGUGCAGCUGUUAAAUUAAGUGCUUCAGCCGUACAAAGUACAUACCUUCUGCCUGCCAAUCUAGUCGGCGCGUGCCUUUUGUGUUAUAAUGAAUAUAUUUUGUCCGAGCCAUUGGAUAUUGCAGCCAGUUCAAUGUCAAGAUGGAUCUUCGUUUCUAAAACGUGCCAGCACCGAUAAACUCCGCGAAGUCUUCCUUAAAUAUGCCUCACUACAAAAGGAUGGCGACUACUACAUGACCAGCGAGGAUUUCGUGCGAAAAUUUCUUGGACUCUUCACCGAUGCUACAUUCAAUGAUGAAUCUGUGCGUUUGUUAGCCAGCAUAGCGGACACCAGCAAAGAUGGGUUGAUCUCAUUUGUCGAAUUCCAAGCCUUUGAGGGGCUGCUCUGCACGCCAGAUGCGCUCUACAAAACCGCUUUCCAACUAUUCGACCGCAAAGGCAACGGCACGGUUCAUUAUUCCGAUUUCGUCGAUAUCGUACAAAAAACCGAAUUGCAUUCUAAGAUACCUUUUAAUUUAGAUAGUUCCUUUAUUAAGCGGUAUUUUGGCGAAAAAAAAAACCGCACCAUAAGUUAUGCGGAAUUCACACAAUUACUCCAUGAUUUCCAUGAGGAAUACGCAAUGGAAGCAUUCCGUAGUAAGGAUCCAGCUGGUUCUGGAUACAUCUCACCCUUAGAUUUUCAGGAUGUUAUUGUUAAAGUGAAAAGGCAUUUACUCACACCCGUCGUCAAGGAUAAUCUAGUAGCGGUCACCGAAGGUCACAAAGUGAGCUUCCCCUACUUCAUCGCAUUUACUUCGCUGCUCAAUAAUAUGGAAUUGAUUAAACGCAUCUAUUUGCACGCCACUCAAGGUAAUCGCAACGAACCCGUGACAAAGGACGAACUACUUUACGCCGCACAAACAAUGAGUCAAAUAACGCCAUUAGAAAUUGAUAUACUCUUUCAAUUAACCGGCGCGCUGCAUCAAACCGGUUGGUGGCGACGCAAAAAGAUCGAUCCCAAUAGGCGCAUCGUCUAUAAUGAUCUGAACAAUAUUUCGCCAGAGCAUUAUACAAAGCAUAUCACGACCCGUUUGGCGGAGAUCAAGGCCGUUGAGAGUCCGGCCGAUCGUUCGAUGGCCAUACAGAUUUUGGAGAGCACCUAUCGUUUCACGCUCGGUUCACUGGCCGGCGCUGUUGGUGCUACUGUGGUGUACCCCAUUGAUUUGGUAAAGACACGCAUGCAAAAUCAACGCACAGGCUCUUUUAUUGGUGAAAUCGCUUAUAGAAACUCAUGGGAUUGCUUUAAGAAGGUUAUACGUCACGAGGGUGUACUCGGCUUGUAUCGCGGCUUGUUGCCCCAACUGAUGGGCGUGGCGCCGGAGAAAGCCAUCAAGCUGACUGUGAAUGACUUAGUGCGUGACAAGUUUACCGAUAAACAGGGUGUGAUACCAUUGUGGUCCGAAAUCAUGGCCGGCGCUUGUGCCGGUGGCUCACAAGUGGUGUUCACCAAUCCUUUGGAAAUCGUGAAAAUUCGUCUCCAAGUUGCCGGUGAAAUCGCAGGCGGAGCCAAAGUACGUGCCUUAUCUGUUGUUCGUGAUCUGGGUUUGUUUGGCUUGUACAAAGGUGCACGCGCCUGCUUGCUGCGCGAUGUGCCAUUCUCUGCUAUCUACUUCCCCGCUUAUGCGCACACAAAAUCGCUGUUCGCCGACGAAGAUGGCUAUAAUCAUCCACUGACCUUGCUGGCGGCUGGUGCUAUUGCUGGUGUACCUGCUGCCUCGCUCGUAACACCUGCCGAUGUGAUCAAAACUCGCCUGCAGGUCGUGGCGCGCUCAGGUCAGACAACCUACACGGGCGUCUGGGAUGCCACCAAGAAAAUCAUGGCAGAAGAGGGACCACGCGCCUUCUGGAAGGGAACUGCUGCUCGUGUCUUCCGUUCUUCGCCACAGUUCGGUGUAACCUUGGUUACUUAUGAGUUGCUGCAGCGUCUCUUCUAUGUCGAUUUCGGCGGCUCACAUCCAACCGGUUCGGUGGUGACCAAACCAAAGGUGCUCGACGAAACCACACAAAGAUUCAACUCAGACCACAUCGGUGGCUAUCGUGCUGCUGUGCCGCUGCUCAAUGGCAUUGAAUCGAAAUUCGGCCUCUAUCUGCCACGUUUCGGACGCGGCACGACAAGCACAACGACCACACCAGGCUCGUGAUAGAGCAGUGGCGGUCAGCGGUCGACAAGUAGUUGCUCUCAAAUAAGUCUAUUGUUAAAUAAAUUUUAAUUAAUAAAUAUUUAUAAAAGAAAACACUUGUUGUUAGCAAUUAUUACAAAAGAAGAAAACCAAAACAUGCAAAUAAAUAAAUUUUACAAAAUAAAUCAAUUGAGCAAAUAUUAAAGAAGACACAUACACAACAAAUAUACAUAAAUACAUAUAUUUUUUGCUAUGAAAAUAUAUAUUAUAUUUCAACGAUUUUCAAAGGCGAUAAAACGAAACAGUACACAUUUUAUAUAUGAAAAGUAUAAAUAUAUAUUAAAAAAAGAAGAAGAUACACUGAAAAAAUCAAAAAUGUGAAUGUGUAUUUUAGAGAAGACACUUUUGCCAACUUUUCAGAAAAUCAUACACACCUACACAUACAGAACCAACUCAAAUCAAAUGCAGAAAUAUGAAAGAAACAAAAAAACAACAACAAGCAAAAAAAUAAAUAAAAACUAAAAACCAACAAAAAACUCAAAAAUAUAUAACAUACAGUGUAACUUAUUUAUUAAUUGUGUAGAGAAGAGCUAUAAAAUACUGUCCGUAAAUUGUUUUCGUACAAUUCUUGAGUGACCUCUCGCUAUGCGCGAAUCUAUGUAAGCAAAAAAAAAAAUACAAAAAAGUAAAAACAUUUUUUGAACUAAUGAGUAAUGAAACAUAAAUAGAAAUAAAUCACAGAUUAGAAAAUUA